AUGCCACCUCCUCUCCUCUUCCUCCUCCUCUUCCUUACCCCUGUGGGGGUCAGACCCGAGGAUCCACGCCUAGUGGAGGCUAAAGAGGGAGGCAACGCUGUGCUGCCAUGCCUCGAAGCUUCCUCGGCUGGUCCCCCUGAACAACUGGCCUGGUUUCGGGGCUCCCAAUCAACACCCUUCUUAGCGUUGACCCUAGGGUUACCAGGCCUGGGCAUCCAUGUGGGGCCUCUGGGCACCCUGAAGGAGCCCCAGGGAACCAUGCUGUUCCUCUUCAAUGUCUCCAAACAUAUGGGGGGCUUCUACCUGUGCCAGCCAGACCCACCUUCUGAGCAGGGCUGGCAGCCCGGCUGGACGGUCAGCGUGCAGGGCAGCGGGAAACUGUUCCGGUGGAAUGCUUCAGACCUCAAUUACCCGAGCUGUGACCUGGGGAAGGGCCCCAGGCCCACUUCUGGUCACCCCACAAAGUCCCAGCUGCAUGUGUGGGGCAGGGACCACUUUAAGGAGAUCUCACACACAGACCGGGCCUGUGCUCCACCUAACAGCACAUUGAACCAGAGUGACAACCGUGACCUCACUGUGGCCCCGGGCUCCACGCUCUUGCUAUCCUGUGGGGCCUCCCGUACCUCCCUGGUCAGAGGCUCCGUCUCCUGGAUCCACAAGCAUCCCAUGAAGCCUGAGGUCAAAUUGCUGAGCCUAUAUGUGAGCAAAUAUGCCCAGCUCAGAGAGAUGUGGGUCAUGGGCACCCUUGGGGGAAAGGUGGUUCUGUUACUGCCCGAAGCUACAGCUCGAGAUGCUGACAUCUAUCGUUGUAACCACGGCAACAAGACCACCCAGAUGCAGCUGAAGGUCACUGCCCAGUCAGUAUGGCAUUGGCUGCUGGAGACUGGUGCCUGGAAAGUCCCUGUUGUGACUUUAAUUUAUCUGAUCUUCUGCCUGACUUCCCUGGUGGGUUUUCUUUAUCUUCGAAGAGCCCUGAUCCUGAGGAGGAAAAGAAAGCGAAUGACAGAUCCCACUAGAAGGUUCUUCAAAGUGACGCCUCCCCCGGGAAACGGGGCCAACAGCCAGUACGGAAACAUGCUUUCCCUCUCCAUGCCCCACUCUGGCACGGGACGCGCCCUGCGGUGGGCUGCGGGCCUCGGAGCCGCCGCGCCGUCCUAUGGAAACCCGCGCAGCGACGUCCAGGAGGCCAGAGCCGCGGGGUCCCGGAGCCCGCCAGGAACUGGCCCAGAAGAAGAGGAAGGGGAGGCCUACGAGGAGCCGGACAGUGAAGAGGGCUCCGAGUUUUAUGAGAACGACUCCAACCUUGGGCAGGACCAACUCUCCCAAGAUGGCAGCGGCUAUGAGAACCCUGAGGACGGGAGUUUGGAUCCUCAGGAUGAAGACUCCUUCUCUAACGGAGCUGAGUCUUAUGAGAAUGAAGAUGAAGAACUGGCCCCGACCGUCACCAGGACAACAGACUUGCUGAGCCCCCAUGGAUCAGCCUGGGACCCCAGCAGGGAGGCAACCUCCCUCGGGUCCCAAUCCUAUGAGGAUAUGAGAGGGAUCUUAUAUGCAGCUCCCCAGCUCCGCUUCGUUCGCGCCCAGCCUGGUGCCAAUCAUGAGGAAGAUGCAGACUCUUAUGAGAACAUGGAUAAUCCCGAUGGACCAGAACCGGCAUGGGGAGGAGGGGCUCGAAUAGGGUGGAGCACAAGGUGAUUCCCUUCAGCACUGGGAAAAUUCUGUCCUGCAUUUGAGCUCAGGGACCGUUGUCAGUUGAAGACACUCAUCAUCAAUUACAGGAAGAACUGUUAGUUAC
Messenger RNA from Budorcas taxicolor (takin), 1795 nucleotides. RefSeq names its product CD19 molecule (gene CD19). Gene Ontology annotation, cellular component: external side of plasma membrane. The record is from RefSeq and is a predicted model, not a curated record. Gene Ontology annotation, biological process: B cell proliferation involved in immune response; B cell receptor signaling pathway; regulation of B cell activation. Bases 1 to 1695 code for a protein of 564 amino acids. The transcript has 16 exons. NCBI's taxonomy places the organism in Eukaryota, Metazoa, Chordata, Mammalia, Artiodactyla, Bovidae.